CUUCUCUCCUCUCUCUUCACGUCUUUGCCCCAGUCUUCUUUUGGUUGGCAUAGCAUCAAUAAUAUAUAAACUGCACAAAUAAAGUGCGGCUAUUUAAAAUCUGCUCUUUGACAAUGUGAGAGCCAAGAGCUUUAAUUCGGCCAUUGAAGGUCUAAUUCUCUUCUAAUCAUGAAAGGCACUCUUCUGUUCGUAAUAUUGCUUCAAACAUGGAUCAGUACGGUUCAACUGUGUCCACAACACUGUUCAUGCAAACCAAUUGGUGCUCAGGCCGAGUGGCUACGUCUUAAAUGUACUGAUAAUUUACAAGAAAUCAAUGAUGUGGAUAUUAAUGCAGUCAGCGUUGAACUUGUACAACUAGACUUUAGCAAAAAUAAUAUCUACGUCAUUCAAGCAGAUGCAUUUGUAAAUCUAACAAAUCUCAAACGGCUUGAUUUAUCAAAAAACAAGAUUAAUUCUAUAGGCGAAUAUAGUUUUAAUGGCCUAGAAAAUUUGGAGAAACUAGAUUUAAGCCAGAAUCAGAUAUCAACGAUAGACAGUUAUGCAUUCAAAAAAUUACCAAACCUCAAAAACUGUAAUGAUUUGUCUGGAAAUAAAAUAACUACUCUGGCGCCAUUCUUAUUUGAUAAUUUGCUGACCUUAGAUCGCUUGAAAUUAAAUGGAAAUAGCUUAACUACCUUGAAAGAAGGAACAUUUCAUGGACUUAAAACGUUAAAACAGCUAGACCUAUCCAAUAAUCCCUGGAAUUGUAAUUGUGAUCUAUAUUGGAUCAGUAAUUGGAUUUCCAAUUCUACAAUUAAAUUGAAUUCAUCGCCAGCAUGCGCCUCGCCUGUAGGUGUCAAAGGACAACUUCUGAAGAAAUUAAGAUUUUCAGAAGAGCUUCAAUGUCAAUGGAUAUCACCAGCAAUUGAAAUUCGACCAGUGCAAAAUCAAGUAGUUUUUGCUGGAGAUUCAAUUACAUUAAAAUGUAGAGCGCCUAGCAUUACAGUAGACCACAGUGCUAGAUUAAAUUGGUUGUGGUAUCCUAAUGCUUCCGCUGAAAUCGUGGACCUGAGUGCUUACAAGGAUCCGCGAAAGAGUUUACCCAACAUUAAGAUUGACAACAGAUAUCUUUCGGACAGCGGCAUUGUAGACAGUGCUCUUAGUAUAGUUCCGGUUAAAGAGGAACACAAUGGACAAUGGAAUUGCUUAUUGGUUUCCGUAAACGGUAACAAGUCCAAGGCAGUCAGCGUAAUUGUGAUAUCCGAGCAUACACGUUAUUGUCCUCUAGCAGUAACAAGAAACAACAAGGGCGUUUAUACCUGGCCGAAAACGAUAGUGGGAUGGAAAGCAGAACUACCAUGCGAAGGCAGUCGUUUAUUGCAAACACCUUUAACAGCUUCUUAUCACUGCAACAUGACUGGUCAGUGGGAACACUUGAAUACGGAAUUAUGCCCGUAUGUCUCUCAUACGACGAAGAUCUUGGAGCAAUUUUCGAGAGUAAAUCUAUCCCUAGCGAGGAGUACUCUGCUGGAAACUGUAAAGAGAUUUAAGAAUUACACGGGAAACGGCUCGGUAAAGUUAACAGAUCCGGUUGAGAUCCAUUUCAUAGUACGAACCAUAGAGAAUUACUUGAGCUUCUUGAUGGACGAGAAGGAACUCGGAAUCAUGCUGAUCGACGUCGUCAGUUCGAUGAUGAAAUUGUCGAAAGAAAUGUUGAAGAGAGCGGAAAUAAGCUUCAAAGCUUGCACCAGACUGAUCAAAACGAUCGAACGUAUAACGGAAUUUACACCGUCCAUACAAUCUCACACGAAACACUUAGCGCUCGAAGAGUUUCGAGUUAGGCGCGACAGUUUUGGUGGAUUAACGUGCACGUGGUAUACAAAUAUUGUCGUGAAUGCCGAUUCAGACGCGAGAUUUUUGCACUGUACAACGAUUAACAGAACCAUACCGAUUGAUACGAAGGACAAGAUGAUAGAAGCUUCUAUUCGGUUGCCUGCCUCUUUGCUGCAACGUGCACAAGAUAGUGUGAUAGCUCAACAGCUCAUGAUAUCCAUGUUUAGCGACAGCAGAUUAUUUCCCAAGAUAAUUUCAAACGAUAGCAUGGACAUAUCAACAUGUAUUGUUGGCAGUAAACUAAUUGGUGCAUCGAUACGAAAUCUUUCCGAACCAGUUUACGUCAUGUUGAAAGCACCGUUGUAUUAUUACAACGGGAGAAGAGUACCGAUACCAGUAGUAUGGGACGAAACGUUGAACGAUACUGGAGCUUGGACUAGCGAUGGAUGUCGGUUGAAGAAUCUCUUGAAUAAUUUGAUAGUCUUUCAUUGCAACAGAUUAGGUUAUUAUGGACUUUUGCAGGAAGUUUCGCAUCUUGAUAUAAAUGGAAAUAGCAUGCAUGGAGCGAAAUUCAGAUAUUCACACCCGGCGAUAUACAUAGGAAGUUUUGUGACGAUAACGUGCUUGAUGAUCAUGUCCGUGACGUACAUUAUUUCUUAUACAUCCAUCACAAUGCCUAAAAAAGCGAAACAUUCUGUUAUCAAUACCUGGUUCACCAUGGCACUACUAUCAUUUCUAUACAGUAUCGGCAUUCAACAAACCGAACACCUCGAGAUUUGUCAAGGCGUCGGCCUCACUCUACAUUAUUUGUCUCUGUGUUGUUUGUUAUGGAUGGCAGUAUCUGCCAGCAAUAUGUACAAACUGGCGAAAUCAGGCCUCGAUGUGAUACCUGACGAUGAUGUGGAUCCUGAUCAACCUCUACCCAAGCCCUUGUUAGGACUGUACCUGGUUGGAUGGGGUGUGGCCUUAAUAAUCUGCGGAAUCUCCGGCGCGAUCAAUUUGCGCGAAUACGCCGGCUACUCUUAUUGCUUCCUUACGUCUGGACCUGGGCUCGCUGCGCUUUUCAUACCGUCCGGAAUCUUAAUCGGGUACCUGCUGAUCUUCCUCUUGCUCAUCAGACGUGCCAUUCAGAAUGUCGAUGUAAACGCGCAAUUAUCCGAAGGCACUCAGGCAACGGAGAACAUGGAUUUGGAAUUGUUGGAGCCGAAUCCAAAUCCUUCUGGGGAUAGAAACAGCGUGCGCAGCGCGCAGACAGUUUCUUCCGACAUCGAAGAUCCGGAACACUCGCAAUUUACACAGUGGAAAGGCCAAAUUGUCAUGCUAGUAUUAUACCUGAUAUCCUGGGCCAGCGCAGCUGCAGUGACGGUGAAGCCGUUGAAUUCCAUGCCCUUCGAAGAGACCAUAUUCGCGGUGAUAUACACCAUUAGCGUAAGCUCGCUUGGUAUGUUCGUCCUAUUCUUCUACGGAAUCGCUCGCAACGACGUUCGCAACCAGUGGUUAAAGAUGCGCUGCUGGCUGGAGAAGCGGAAAAAUCGUUGUUGCCGCACCAGAAGCGUGUGCGACGCUAAUGCCGCGAUUCCGACGCAGCCUCUGGUGCAAAACCUCGUCCCACCGUUGUCGAACGCGCAGGCCGCUCAAGCGAUAUCCGAUACGAAUUCCGUGGCUUCAUCGAGGAACACCAGCCAGUCGCAACAGAUGUACAACUGCUCGAAACUCGCAGAUUUUGUGGCCGCCAGCCGAGACAGCGUGACACCCGCCGUUCCUGUCAGCGCGAAGGCAGCCAAUCUGAUAGUCUUGCAUCGUCAACAGUAUCGCUCCAACAAUUCCGUCACCACAUACACCGAGCCGACGUCGGCCUGCGUGGAAAUGUUCUACAAUCCUCAUCAAAGCGGCGUCGCCAGGAAGUUCUUCAAGAAACAACGUAGACACUCCGCGAAGAAGAAUAAUCUCGGUCCCAGGAAGCAGGGCGACGGCGGGGCGACAAGCGACGGAGGCAGCUGCGUUUCCAUACCCCGGCCUACGGCGAAGAUCAACAAUAGCCUGGACCGCAGCAUCCUGAGCAGCAGCGCCAAAGUGAACAACACCAAUAUACACGUCGAACUGAACCCCAUAAACGACGUUAAGAACGUAAAUAUAUUAUCGGAUAGCGGUGGCAGCAUCUCCGAGGAGAGAAACAUCCCGAUACGCUUUGUCAUCGGCCAGGAGAAUCUGUUGCGUAGCAUCAAGAAGAUCAACAACGGCAGUCCUGCGCGGCAGGACAAUUCCGUUUCGAUAGAAACGUCGCAACCGAAGAGACAGACGGACUCGGACGCGGAUGUCUCGAAGACAGAUGAGGAGUGGCACCUGCGGAACGUCUCUCAACAAUGUAGCCUGGAAUACAGCUCCGAGAUGGACACGCAGAUGACCAGCGAACGAAGCGAUCACAACCUGCCGGAGAUCUGCGAGAGCGCAGAGGAGUGUUUCUCGAAGAAGAGAUACUCCGGUGACGCAAAUGAGGUCGAAGUCGUUUCGGAGGAACGUCUUACAGCGAGACGGUUGUAUCUCUCCAACAGUAUGUACUGCCUACCGUUGGAGCAUGAGAGACCCUUAACAAGCAGUUACUGUAACUCGUUAAACGACAUUGUACAGCAUCGCGAGUACUCCAAGGCGUCGCUUACAGAUGUACAGAAUGCAAUCGGUUCGAAUCUGUGCGGACAAGAAGUUCCUGAAUCACGACGAUCGUUCGAUCGUUCGGAACGUUCGCUCUUCGAGAUAAACAGCCUGGCUAGUGAUAAUCCGUGUACAUUGACACCGCAGGCAGAAACUCCCUACGCCUGUUCCCUGGCGAAUAUCCAUUGCAUCUCCGACAAAAGUUUGGAGGACAAUCUUUGCGAGGAAUCGCAAACGUCAGAUGUAGUAGAUAAUAAUGUGUUUAACGUACCCGAGUCGAAGGAUCUUUUAUUAGAAAAGAAUUUCGAUUCUCUCGCUGAUAUUCCGUCAAUUAGUAAAUCCAGCUCGCACGAUAUUAAUAAUUUUAGUUUAAUCAAUGAAACGAGCGCGUGUUUGGAGCCUAGAAAGUCGUGUGAUAUUCAACAGUUCGAAGCUAAUGAGAUCUAUUUGCAUGAACCAGUGAGUCAUUUGCCUGUUAAAAAAGAAACAAGCGUUUAAUGUAUAAUAAUUUCGCUCACUUCCUACAACGACGUGUUUAUUUUAUUUAUUUUUUUUUGUUUUUCAUAACUUUAUGUAUGAGAACUAGCACAUUUGUGUCAUUUGUAUUAUACAUAUACGAAUUAAUUUCUACUAAAACUGUGUUCAAUAAUGUUCCGAGCAUUAAAUAUUUGUAUUUUUAUUAUUUAUAUCACGCAUUUUAAAAA
Nylanderia fulva is the source of this 5165-nucleotide messenger RNA. Lineage: Eukaryota; Metazoa; Arthropoda; Insecta; Hymenoptera; Formicidae. The record is from RefSeq and is a predicted model, not a curated record.